Molecule: messenger RNA, 720 nt
Organism: Cajanus cajan (pigeon pea)
Lineage: Eukaryota; Viridiplantae; Streptophyta; Magnoliopsida; Fabales; Fabaceae
Source: RefSeq, a predicted model, not a curated record
UUAUCUAAAUCAAAAAAUUGAAGAGCAUGGCUAUGAUGACUUGUAUGGAUUUUUGGAGCCCCAAUCCAUACAAGAAUCGGGGAAUAAGAAAGAAGAGGCUAUAAAUUAUAUAAAUGAUAGGAUAAAGAACUCCCAGAAGCAAAUUUACUUGGCUCCUUACGUUGAUCAAAAUCAUUGGCAGCUGUUGGUUCUUUGUCCUAUGAGUAAUGUUGUUGUAUGGUUUUGUUCUUUGCAUCAUAAGCCCCCUAUACAUGUCAAACAUUUAGUUAAAAGUGUUAUGGCUGUGUAUAAUGUCAUGAGUGGUAUAUCUACUGCACUGUCAAAGAACUUAGAAUGGAUUUACCCCAUGAGUUAUAAACAACAAGGACAUUAUGAAUGUGGAUACUAUGUCAUGAAUUGGAUGUCAGAAAUAAUUGAAGGGGGAGUAACAAAUGGUUGGAGUGAGCUUUUUGAAGAUGCUACACCAUUGGGGGAAACCAAAUUGGAAGACAUUCGGAUUCAUUGGGGAAAUUUAUUUUUAGAAAAAUUUAGAAAUAGAUCAUGUUGAAAGGUCUAGUAUUACAUGUAAAAUUUAGAAAUAGGUGAAUGUGGUUUCAGUAUUAGGCUGUCCAGUGCAUGUCUAAUGUAAUGUGACCUAAUUUUUUUGCUCUUCUCUUCUCCUUAUAGGAGAUAUAUAUUAUAUAAUGAUGUAAUUGAGCCAUUUCUAUAAUGAUAAUGAUC